Messenger RNA from Drosophila elegans, 435 nucleotides. RefSeq names its product calphotin-like. Lineage: Eukaryota; Metazoa; Arthropoda; Insecta; Diptera; Drosophilidae. Bases 42 to 401 code for a protein of 119 amino acids. The record is from RefSeq and is a predicted model, not a curated record. The transcript has 2 exons.
CCAGACUUCCCAAGAAGCAAACAAAGAAAUAUUUAGCCACCAUGUUCAAAUACGCCGUUGUUGUCCUCGCUCUCGUUGCCUGUGCUGCUGCCAAGCCAGGACUUUUGGGUGCUCCUCUGGCCUACACUGCUCCUUUGGCUUACACUCAUCCCGCUGCUGUGGUUGCUGCUCCUGCUCCAGUUGUGACUGCCACCAGCAGCCAGGUGAUCGCCAGGAACUUCAAUGGAAUCGCCGCUGCUCCAGUGAUUGCUCCAGUGGCUGCUCCCGUGGUUGCUCCCGUGAUUGCCAAGUACGCAGCUGCUCCAGUGGCCUACACCUCUCCAUUGGCGUACUCAUCUCCCCUUGCGUACACCUCACCUUUGGCCUACAAUGCCCUGCCAGCUGCCCCAGUUCUUGUCUAAGAAGCUUUCAAAGAAAUAUAAAAAUCAAACCCAA